AUGUCUGCUCCUUCUGCACCAGCAGCCGCCGCCCCGGCCAUCUCCCUCAACGAAGCACAACAGCAGACUUACGACUUGAUCACCCGGAACUUGCAAGAGGUGCUCGGAGAGGAUAUCAUCAAGAGCAAACUUGCCAAGGACGAGGUCGUCUCUUGUUACUGGGGAACCGCUACGACCGGUCGACCUCAUAUUGGAUACUUCGUCCCUCUUACCAAGAUUGCCGACUUCUUGAAGGCUGGUGUUCAGGUCAAGAUUUUGCUUGCCGACAUUCACGCUUUCCUCGACGCCGGCAAAGCUACCUUCGAGACAGUCGCUUUCCGAGUAGCCUACUACUCAAAGCUACUACACGCCGUCUUCACCUCCCUCGGAGUACCUACGGACAAGUUGAGCUUUAUCACAGGGAGUGAUUACCAGCUUAGCAAGGAGUACAGUUUGGACAACUUUAGACUGGCUUCGAUCACCUCCCUUCACGAUGCUUCCAAGGCCGGUGCCGAGGUCGUCAAGCAGUCGGAUUCUCCGUUCUUGAGCAGUCUAUUGUACCCCGGUAUGCAGGCUCUCGAUGAGCAGUACCUCGGUGUUGACUUCCAAUUCGGUGGUGUGGAUCAGCGAAAAAUCUUCACCAUGGCUCAAGAUUGUCUGCCGCGACUCGGAUACGCCAAGCGUGCUCACCUGAUGAACCCGAUGGUACCGGGUUUGGCGGGAGGAAAGAUGUCGUCGUCGGAUCCCAACUCGAAGAUCGACUUCCUCGACAGCGCCGCCGACGUCAAAAAGAAGAUUAAGGCGGCCUUUUGCGAGGAGAAGAAUAUCACCGACAACGGGAUCUUGUCUUUCCACAAGGCCGUCUUGUUCCCCCUCCAGACGAUGCGGAUAGCCCAGCUCGUCGAGCGUGGCGAGGACCCCUCGAGCGCGGAGAACAGGAAUAAGCUGUUUAUUUCACCCAACGCACCCGAGGGUACCUUGGUGACCAUCGUACGGGACGACAGGUUUGGAGGACCGGUGCAUUACCAGACCUUCCAGCAGAUCGAGGACGACUUCGCUUCGGGCGCUUUACACCCGGGUGAUUUGAAAAAGAUUACUACCGAGAUGAUCAACGACCUGUUGGAACCCGUCCGAAAGACUUUCUCCGAAGACCAGGCUUUCCAGGAUGCCGAGCGAUCGGCUUACCCCCCUCCUCCCCCUCCCCAAAAGUUCGUCAAGAAGAGCAAGCAAGAGAAAAAGGCCGAAAAGGCAAAGGAGAAGCCGGCUUCCGGGCCUGAUGCCGAGAAGUUUAUCGAGCAACAAAAGGAUGCUAUCGCAACCACCGAGGCGGAUAAGCCUGAUGCUACGCACGCCAUCAUGUCUGACAAGGCAUGACGCUUGUGACUUCAUGACAACAUGUUGUCUCUAAUGCAUGAAUGAAUACACAUAUGACCUCG
Molecule: messenger RNA, 1415 nt
Organism: Filobasidium floriforme
Lineage: Eukaryota; Fungi; Basidiomycota; Tremellomycetes; Filobasidiales; Filobasidiaceae
Product: tyrosine tRNA ligase
Exons: 9
Coding region: 1-1353 (450 amino acids)
Biological process (GO): tyrosyl-tRNA aminoacylation
Molecular function (GO): ATP binding; tyrosine-tRNA ligase activity
Source: RefSeq, a predicted model, not a curated record